Molecule: messenger RNA, 2708 nt
Organism: Pecten maximus
Lineage: Eukaryota; Metazoa; Mollusca; Bivalvia; Pectinida; Pectinidae
Product: NADH-ubiquinone oxidoreductase chain 1-like
Exons: 2
Coding region: 1-1173 (390 amino acids)
Biological process (GO): aerobic respiration
Cellular component (GO): membrane
Molecular function (GO): NADH dehydrogenase activity
Source: RefSeq, a predicted model, not a curated record
AUGGCUCAAGGGAGCGGGUGUUACAAUUCAUAUUUGGAAUUACGGAUCCUCAUUGUGGAAUCUUGGGGUGAAGGUGAACUUAGGAGUAAGGAGAGAUUAAUGUGCUUUCCUGAACAUGAAUCUAACUCGUGUACAAACUGCCCGUCGCUCUCGGCGAGAGCUGAGAUAAGUCGUAACAAGUGGCUUACAUCCACUAAGAGGCUUAGAAUUGGCCGCUUGGUUUGUGUGGAAGCUUUAUUUUGGUCUCUGAGUUUUUAUGUGGUGGUAUUGUUGAGGGUUGCUUAUUUAACUCUUUUUGAGCGUAAGGUGUUGGCAGCAUCUCAGGUCCGUAAAGGGCCUGAGAUGGUUGGGUGGCUGGGUAUUAUGCAGCCUUUUGCGGAUGGUAUUAAGUUGUUCAGAAAGGAGUAUUUUACUCCAAGAAAUUCUAACCCAGCUCUUUUCUUUCUAGGCCCUUGUUUUAUGUUAUUACAUUCUUUCAUUUUGUGGGGAUGUAGCCCUGGAAUUUGGGGGUGUGGGGUUUACUUUUUUUGGGGCGGGUUGUAUGUCUUGAGGGUUUUAAGGGUUGGGGUUUAUGGGGUAGUUCUUUGUGGUUGGUCUUCUAAUUCCCGUUACGCUAUGUUUGGUGCUGUUCGUGCUUUGGCUCAGGUCAUUUCUUAUGAAGUUAUGCUUGUUUUUUUGUACUUGUGUCCUUUUUUUGUGGUAGGGAGGUUGGACCUAGAGAGGGUUAGGUUGUCUCAGGUUAGAGGGUGCAAUGGAGGGGUUUUAUUUUUAGUUCUUCCUUGGUGGGUUUUUUGUGUUUUGGCGGAAAGAAACCGAGCCCCCUUUGAUUUUGUAGAAGGUGAGUCUGAGUUAGUUUCUGGGUUUAACGUGGAAUACGGGAGAGGUGGUUUUGCUAUAAUUUUUAUUGCAGAGUAUUCUAAUAUUUUGUUUUUAAGCACUUUGACUAGUGUAUUAUUUUUAGGUGGGGGAAAUCUUUUAGGUAAUGGGGAAUAUUUUGGAUUAAUUAGUAGAAGGGUUAUUGGGUCUUUUUUUAGGUUUAUGGUAGUUUUUUUGAUUGUUUUGUGUCGAAGGAGGUUUCCUCGGUAUCGUUAUGAUAUACUAAUGAAGUUAAUUUGGUGCCAAAUUUUGCCAAUUUUGAUAAGAUGCUUUGCCUUGUUUUUAAUAAUUAUUUAACCAAAGGGGUAAGUCCUAGUGUUGGCAAAAAGGUUUCGGCCCUUUUUGAGGGAGGUUAAUAGUCCUCUCCUUACCUUAGAUGUUUUAACUAUGCCGUUAUAUAAGUAAUAACUGUAAAAAUUGGGUAAAUCAUUUUUUAUUGUCUUAGUAGAGGAGAUAGAAUUAGACGUUUAAGCGGCGAUAGAUAAUAGAUAGUAGCGUGAGUGAAGGUUAAAUAAAUUAAACAGUGAAGUAUCGGUGGUGAGCACUCGUACCUUUUGCAUCAUGGCUUAUACUACUUUUUAUGCUGAGGAAGUAUCCCGAAAGUUUUGUGAUCUACUUUCUUACUUUACAGGUUGGCGUUAUAUUUGCUAUCUGGAGAUGGGGAGAUAGUGGCGAAAUACUUUUCGCACUGGUUGAUAGCUGGUUAUUCCGGAAAUAUAUUUAAGUAUAGUCCUUCGGUUGAUGGGGUUUACAGUUUGAUAAUCCUAAUAGUAUUCGGGCUGUUUUUCGAAGGGGUCAGCCCCCUCAGGCUAAGCUGAGGGGGCUAUUUUAAAGGAUGGUUAAUUAAGAAUGGAAAGGCUAAGAAGUGGGCUUGAAGUAGUUAUCUUUAUGGAGUGGGUUAAACCACAAAUGAGCCUUGUAUAAUAAAUUAAAUUUUACCUAUCUUUGUGUUGUACGGAAUCUCUUUUUGAAACAAUAAUCAUGGAGGUGAUAAUGUAAAGAUGAGUAGUCGAGAAGUUGUAAGUGUUUUAAGGUCGGGGAAAGAAACGUAAGGUUAUGUUCCGUAUUUUUAAAAAAAGCUAAAGGAACUCGGCAAAUAAGGGGACCGCCUGUUUAUCAAAAACAUGGCUCCCUGAGCAAUAUGGGGGGUCGUGCCUUCCCGGUGAGCUUGCGGGCUUAAACGGACGCGGUAAAGCGUGCUAAGGUAGCUAAAUUAUGGCCUAUUAAUUGUAGGUCCUGUGAAUGGUUUGACGAGUUUCCAACUGUCUCUAGUUUUUUUUGGUGAACUUGAAUUGGAUGUGCAAAUGCUUCCAUGGGUAAGAAAGACGAGAAGACCCCGUGAAGUUAGAAAUUUAAGUUAUUGGGAAGUUCCAAGGCUAUUUGUGGCCGAAUCGUUGAGGAGCACUAGAACUUAGUGUUUCAGAAGGGGUGAAUAAUAGUAGUUUUGGCUGGGGCAGCAAAGGAGCAAAGCUAGACUCCUUUAGGGUGUAAAACAGAUGUGUUACGACCCACAAACAUUAAGGUGUGAUUAUCAGAAGAAGUUACUCCGGGGAUAACAGCGUAAUCUGUCUUGAUAGUUCUUAUAGAUGGGCGGGUUUGCGACCUCGAUGUUGGCUCUGGAUAUCCUAAGGCUUGUAGGCGGUCUUGAGGGUUGGUUCGUUCGCCCAUAAAAAUCUGACGUGAGCUGAGUUCAGAUCGGUGAAAGCUAGGUCGGUUUCUAUCUUCUUUCUUUUAAAAUUGGGCUUUAGGGUACGAAAGGACAUUUAGUUCCAGGUGAUGGCCUGUAGUGUGUGAUUUUAGAAUAAUUUUAAUAUAAAAAAGUUUAUCUAUAA